AUGGCGGCUGAAGAAGCUCAGGUUCGUAAUAAUGGUGGCAAUCAGACUACUGGAGGUAAUCUUGAUCCCUUUUUCAUUGCUUCGUCUGAUAAUCCGAUUUCUUCUUUAGUUGCUGUUCAAUUUUCUGGUUUGAAGGAACCUGAUGUUAGUCAUAGUGAUUAUCAUAGAUGGAAGAGAGCUGACUAUAUGGUAGUUAGUUGGAUUUUGAGUUCUAUGAGUGCUGAAUUAGCUGAUGAUUUUGCAUAUAUUGAUUCUGCUAUUGAACUGUGGUCUGAAUUGCAUGAGAGAUUUGGUCAGUCUAAUGGUCCUUUGGUGUAUCAAUUGAAGAAGGAGAUUGAUGCUUUGAAACAAGAAAAUCUAAGUAUUAUUGCUUAUUAUUGCAAGAUUAAGAAAUUAUGGGAUGAAUUGCAGAGUUUGAGAGCUUUUCCUACCUGUACUUGUGGAGCUCUUACUAGGUGUACUUGUCAAUUUCUGAAGAAAUUAGCUGAUCUUGAAGGAGAAGAUCGUUUGAUGCAGUUUUUACUUGGACUUAAUAGUGGUUUUGAUUCAACUAUUACUAAUAUUCUGUCUAUGGAUCCUUUGCCAACUAUUAAUCGUGCCUUCUCAAUUACUCAACAAAUUGAGAAACAAAAGGAAGUCAGUGGUUCUGUGGAACAUGUUACUGAGUCUAGUGCAAUGGCUGCACGGAGAAUGAUAAGGAAUGGUGUGCAGAAGUUUGGUCAGAAUUAUUCUAAGACUGGAAGAAGGAGAAAUUCAGGUAGUAAAAGAGUUGGAGGACAGUCCAAUGGGCAAAGGUUUGCUGCAAAUGUUCAUGCUAGUCAAGAUGCUGAUUCUCCUCUUGAUUCUGAUGGUAACAUUGAUAAUUCUAGGAUCAGUUCAGAUUUGCUGAGUGCUAUUUGUCAAGAAGUAAUGAAGACUAUGAAAGGGAAGCAGUCAGUUGGUGAAACUAGAUCAACUUUUGCUAACUUUGCAGGUAAUGAUUCUCUUACUUGUGCUGUUAGUAAAACUGGUGAAAAUUGUUUGUGGAUUGUUGAUUCUGGUGCUUUUGAUCAUAUGGUAUUUGAUGAAAGAAUGUUUGUGUGUAAGAUGUUUCUUGAUAAACCUAUUAGAGUUGUUUUGCCUGAUGGAACAUACAAGUUUGUUAAAAUGGACCCUUCUAAUGAGGAGAUGGUUGGACAUGGUAGAAGACAGAAUGGUCUGUAUUAUUUCACUAAGGAGGUGACAGAGAAGACUGAAGCUGCAGGUAGUGUUUUUAAUGAGAACAAUGCAGUUUGUUGUAAUAGUGUUGGUAAUAAACAGAUCUCUGUUUUGCCAAAUAAGACUGCUACUGGUGACAUUAGUAAGGAGAAUAAGGUUAGCUUGGAUGUUUUACAUGCUAGAUUGGGACAUGUAUCCUUGUCCAAGAUGAAACAAUUACAUGUUUGUGACUGUACUGGUUUAAAGGAAUAUAAUUGUGCUGUUUGUUUCAAUGCAAAGCAACAUAAAUUUCCUUUUCAUGUUAGCACUAGUAGAGCUGAUGCAGUGUUUGAUCUUUACAUAUAG
Messenger RNA from Chenopodium quinoa (quinoa), 1542 nucleotides. RefSeq lists its product as uncharacterized. Bases 1 to 1542 code for a protein of 513 amino acids. Lineage: Eukaryota; Viridiplantae; Streptophyta; Magnoliopsida; Caryophyllales; Amaranthaceae. The record is from RefSeq and is a predicted model, not a curated record. The transcript is spliced from 4 exons.